AUGAAUAUAUCGCCAAAACAGGCCUUAAAGGAUUCGUUGAAAAGUGGAAAUUAUUCCGAUAUAAUUAUCGUUUGCGGCCACGAUACCUAUUAUAUCCACAAAGCGAUUAUGUACCCGCGUUCGAAAUAUUUCGAAACCGUUUUCAAAGCGGAUAUGCAGGAGAACCGCACAUCUUGCGUAAACCUGUCCGACUAUAACCCAGAUGCAAUUAAAUUUAUAAUCGAUUUUUUCUAUUUUACGGAUUAUGAACCUUUGCACAAAACCGCAGCUUGGGGAUUCGAAAUUAAGAAAAAACCUACAAAUUUCGAAUUUUUUGCCGCUGCAGUUGUCGAACCGGAAGAUAUUACAGCCGAACGCGGGGAUCUUCCAACAAAACCCGAGGUUUAUAAUCCUUUGGAAAAACGCAAAUUAAUCGCCAUAAACGAACCAGCGAGCUUACCAACCGAAAACCCUAAUUCGGAGCCCAUUAGCUUUGCCGAAUCGCUGUUUAACAAAGCUUUCCUUUUUACGCACUGCCACGUUUACGUUUUGGCCGAGUAUUUGCAAAUCGGCGAUUUUAAGGUUUUAGCGGCGGGUAAGUUUCGCGCCGAGGCCGAAAAGCGAUGGAAUUACCCAAACUUUUUCGAAACGGUGCAGGAGGUUUACCGAACGUCGGUCCGCAGCGACAGGCUCCUGCGCGACGUCGUGGUUAAUGUUAUGAAGCGACGUAAGGAGUUAUUGGAUCGGUUUAAAUACCAGGAUGUUGUCAGCCAGUUUAAUUUGGUUUUUAAGCUAUUUAUAGCGGUUAAAACUAGGGAGUGGGGUUGA
This is a messenger RNA of Pyricularia pennisetigena, 807 nucleotides long. RefSeq lists its product as uncharacterized. Lineage: Eukaryota; Fungi; Ascomycota; Sordariomycetes; Magnaporthales; Pyriculariaceae. The transcript has 4 exons. Bases 1 to 807 code for a protein of 268 amino acids. The record is from RefSeq and is a predicted model, not a curated record. Gene Ontology annotation, molecular function: protein binding.